Messenger RNA from Trichoderma harzianum CBS 226.95, 1767 nucleotides. RefSeq lists its product as hypothetical. The coding region runs from base 1 to 1308 and encodes 435 amino acids. Lineage: Eukaryota; Fungi; Ascomycota; Sordariomycetes; Hypocreales; Hypocreaceae. The transcript has 5 exons. The record is from RefSeq and is a predicted model, not a curated record.
AUGCCGCCACGCUCGUCCCUCACCUCGUCCUUUUCCAUCACAGACUCCAACAACGAGGUUGUCUGUCCGCUCCGAAACCAAGAUGGCUCAAGCUGUCGGAAACGAUGCAUCGGCGAAAAGAGAUAUCGAUCUAUGCAAGAGCACAUCCGCCGUGCACACCCGGAGCACUACAUAUCCAAGCUUCCAGCGACCGAAGAAAGCUUUCUGCUUAUGAUCAGCACCCCGCCUCAGGAUCGCCGCCAGAAUGAAGGAACACCCUCAGCCACUCAAAGCUUUCAUGAUCGCCAUUCGUUUUACAGAGACGAAUCCAGCAAUCCCGGCACUCCGCGGCCCGGCGACGAGAAACUGCCUGGGACCAGCUCCAUCCUGGGAACGGCCAGCGCAGCGGCUGUUUUGGCCGAGCUCCAUGGCGUCAAGUCUGAGAGAGAGCUAGAGAUGGAUGGUGGAUAUUAUUCCGAUUUAGAUGGCCGCCGGAGACCUAGAAAAUCCAUUGAGCUGCCGCCUCUGAAUCUCAGCAACAUCACAAGUGACCCGUAUUCCAACAGGCCUCGCGAAAUUCUGCCUUCCCUCUUGGCAGCUUCACCACCUGGGCGAUCGUCAACUUUGCCUCCGCUCCAACGGCCCUUGGGACUAAGCCGGCCUCGCAAGCAGUCUAUAUCAAAGAAAAGCCGAGAAUCCCAGCAUAGGAAGAAGCCUUCACGUGGCUCUGAUUGGCUGAGACGUAUCCAGAACGAAGAGCGAUACAGGAGUGGCCAUGACCGCAAGGCUCUCUCUGCCGAGCCGUGGGCAGAUUACGGCAAACGAUGGGAAGACUUGAUUGAUGCCGCGGACCAGGCCGCGUCUGCAGCAGGAGAUAUUGACGAGGACCGCACACCGAUGCCUCAAUCGCCAGUCUCAAUUCACAGAGCAUCGCUGCCUCCAUUUAGCCACCACCAAUUCCAGUCUGCCAGCAACAACUAUCAAGCUUCUCCUCUGCAACAGGCCUUAACGCCACCCUCAUACAACCAGGAUGUGAUUGAGCCUUUCCCAUCCGUUGAGAGCGGCGAAAGCGGGGAUAACUUCCACAUUGGAUCUCGCGGGCUGUCAGACUCAUCACCGAGCUACAACUCACAGAAUAUCCAGAUAUACUGUGCCGCCUGCCACGGCAUAUCCCUGCUUAAGAAUUCAUAUGCCUGUACGGAGUGCAUAUGCGGCCUGUGCUCGUCGUGCGUUGAAGUGCUCAUGUCUGAGCAUGGAGCACGUAGGAAGUGCCCUCGCUGCGCGACAAUCGGUGGUCGGUACAAGCCCUUUCAGCUUGACAUUAGAUGAUUGAUUCUUCUUCUUCUUGCUUUCUUUUCUGUUUUAUGGGUAACACUGGGUUUUUCUUCUUCUUCUUUUUUUUUAUACGCAUCAGUCUUUUAUUUGCAUCUUUGGCGCCACUAUACAGAGGCCACUGGCAGGCGCAUCGGGAAACAUGAUACAGGUCUAUUUCCUUUCCCGCCUAGGAGCAAUUGCCUCGGCCGCCCCUUUUUUUUCGGGUAAAAAAAAGACCCAAUUCAGACCCUUGUAUGGGACUUUCAACUGGUUUGUUUCUUUUCCUUUCUUGUUUGGUUAUGGCUUCAUUCGUUUUUGGAUAUAUUGGGUUCCAAGUGCUGCGGCGUUAUUAUAUGGGAUCAGAUAAGGGUUCUGUUGGGUAACCUGGCUGGCACAGUUGCACGUUUUUUUAUGACGUUAGGAUUUCAAUCUAUUGGGUUUGGGUCAUGAAUAGGUCUUUUAUGGUUAGGUAGG